This is a messenger RNA of Scatophagus argus, 4908 nucleotides long. RefSeq names its product forkhead box O3A (gene foxo3a). Gene Ontology annotation, molecular function: RNA polymerase II cis-regulatory region sequence-specific DNA binding; DNA-binding transcription factor activity, RNA polymerase II-specific. Lineage: Eukaryota; Metazoa; Chordata; Actinopteri; Scatophagidae. Gene Ontology annotation, biological process: regulation of transcription by RNA polymerase II. Bases 918 to 2783 code for a protein of 621 amino acids. Gene Ontology annotation, cellular component: mitochondrial matrix; nucleus. The transcript is spliced from 2 exons. The record is from RefSeq and is a predicted model, not a curated record.
GUGAAGGUGUACACAGUGAUGUCAUUGGUCUGCGGACAUCUCCGCACUGUCACUUUAAUUUCAGUGCAGUCCAGGGGGGCAGGAUCGUGUGUGUGUGUGUGUGUGUGUGUGUGUGUGUGUGUUUUCCUCCUCUUGUACUGCCCGCAGCAGCAGGCAGAUUGAAUGAAGUGUCUUUGCAGGCUGCUGGCCACACGGAGAGCACCGUGCUGGCCUGUUCAAGAUGCCAGAGAUGUACUGCCAGAAUGCAUCAUUAUGGAUUUGAGCCUCGCCACAUUUCCCCGCUAGCCCCCUUUAAAAAGAAAGAAAGGAAGAAAAAAAAACCAACCAAACAGAGCUGCAGGGCCUUGAGAGAGCAAUCUCCGCCUUGAUGCUCCCUGGACAGCAGCGCAGCGCUCGGGCGACUGGCGGCUCUCUGCACGGAUGAUAAAGAACUUGGGAGAAGGAAAUGGUCAAGAUGGCAGCUGUGUGCGGAAUGAUAAAGCUGAUGUGGUGGCAUUAGGUGUAGUAAUUUUCUGUGUCGUUGGCAUGCACGUCGAGGGAUCGCGGCGCAGGACGGGACGCGGACGCUUGUGAAGGAACGCCGUUUGGAUUCCUCUCAAGACUCACCGCCGACUCUUCCUAUCUGCAGCUCCACGUUUAACAGAAAUUGCAAUGCAUGUUGGCCAGGGUGUGGGCUGUGCACGAGAAAAGGCAAUGUUGUGUUAGUGCUGGCCAGCCCGAUCAGCGCUGUGUGCUGCGGAUAGACGCCUUGCGGGAGGAUAGAAAGACGGACACGUGCUGGGACUGGGCUGCGGGCUGGACAUUUGCAUAUCGUGCAUAGUAAAUAAACUGCCUUUGCGCCCGCACACAACAUUGAUGGAAUGCGACCUGACUGAUUUUAUAACCCUUUGUGCAACGACCGAGACAUUGCGAUUAACAUGGCUGAGGCGCCGCGCAACGGCAACGAGCCACCCUUAAACGUUGAGAUAGAUCCGGAUUUCGAGCCCCAGAAGCGGCCGCGCUCCUGCACUUGGCCGCUUCCCCGUCCCGAGUCUGGUGCGGGCAAGCCCGGGACAAAUGACACUGACGUAAUCCCCGAGGAAGAGGAUGAUGAGGGUGGCAGCACGGGGAGCGGCGAUGCUCAGAAAGCCAGCGGCGGGAUUAUUAAACCCCGGGAGCCGAGCAGCAGCUCCGUCUCCGAGCCCGUGGAGGUCCAGCGCGGCCCCUUCAAGGAGGAGGCCGCCGACGGCUCGCCUUCCUCCGCGCAGACCCCCGCCGCGGCUCUGGGCGGCUCUGCCUCCCAGCAGCUGAGGAAGUCCUCCGCCCGCAGGAACGCCUGGGGCAACUACUCCUAUGCAGACCUCAUUACCCAAGCCAUCGAGAGCUCCCCCGAGAAAAGGCUGACCUUGUCCCAAAUCUACGACUGGAUGGUGAGGUCUGUGCCAUAUUUCAAGGACAAAGGCGACAGCAACAGCUCAGCUGGCUGGAAGAAUUCCAUCCGACACAAUCUGUCCCUACAUAGUCGCUUUGUGAAAGUCCAGAAUGAGGGAACAGGGAAAAGCUCCUGGUGGAUGGUCAACCCGGAAGGUGGAAAAGGAGGCAAAGCUCCUCGACGACGAGCUGUAUCAAUGGAUAACAGCAAGUACAUCAAAGGAGCUCGAGGACGUGCCAACAAGAAGAAGGCCUCGCUGCAGGCAGCUCAAGAUGGCAGCUCAGAGAGCUCCUCCAGCCUCUCCAAAUGGACAGGAAGUCCCACUUCCCGCAGCAGUGACGAGCUGGACGCCUGGACAGACUUCCGCUCCCGGACCAAUUCUAACGCCAGCACACUCAGCGGUCGUCUCUCCCCGAUCCUGGCCAACUUGGAGCUGGAUGAGGUGCCUGAUGAUGACUCGCCCCUCUCCCCGAUGCUGUACUCCAGCCCCAGCAGCAUGUCCCCAUCCACGGGGCCCACAGGACUCUCUGACCUGGCAGGCACCAUGAAUCUCAACGACGGGCUCUCUGACAACCUGAUGGACGAUCUUUUAGACAAUAUCAGCCUCACAGCGUCCCAGCAGCCUCCUCCUGGAGAGGAAGACAAUGGAGGCAAUGGUCAGGGGACCUCAGUGUUUACCUUCAGCUGCUCAGGAAGCACUCUGGGUAGCCCCUCUGGCAGCUACGGGCCUAACCCUCUUUUUAGCUCUCCGUCCAUCACAAGCCUGCGGCAGUCACCCAUGCAGACCAUCCAGGAGAACAAGCAGACCACCUUCUCCUGCAUCUCGCACUUCAGCGACCACCAGACCCUGCAGGAUAUGCUCAGCCUCGACUCCCACAGCCACAGCAACGUCAUGCUCACCCAGUCUGACCCGCUGAUGUCGCAGGCCAGCACCGCCAUUGCCCUGCAGAACUCCCGCCGAAACGCCAUGCUGCUCCGCAAAGACCACAUGUUGGUAAACCCCACCAGCACCGGUCAAGCCCAAAGCUCUUCAGUGCCUGGUUGGCAAGCUGGCUUGUCAGCCUCUGACAAUGACGCUGGCCACAACGACAUCAAGCAGCCGCACAUGAAGUCUCCCAGCAAGAACACCUCUAUGCAGCUUGGCUCUGGUUUGUCCAGCCAGGACCGCUUUCCAGCCGAUCUGGACCUUGACGUGUUCAACGGUAGUCUUGAGUGUGACAUGGACUCCAUCAUCUGCAAUGAACUGAUGGACGCAGACUGCCUGGACCUCAGCUUCGACUCUCGUCUCACCUCCGCUCAGAACAGCAACAGGAAUUCAGGAAGCUUCUCCAGCUCAAAACAAACCUCGCCUCACAGCUGGGUCCCGAGCUGAGAAGGUCCGUCACAGCUCUCGUGGGUAAAAAUAAAUAAAUAAAUAAAUAAAAAAAAGAAGUGGGGAAAAUGUAAAUUGGCAUUCAUUGUCCUACGUUGUGCAACUAGAGGGAGGAAAGUCUGUAAAAGUGUAAUCAUGUAGUAUUUUUUCCAUUAUUUUUAAUGUGAGGCAUUGAGUUCGGUACUGUAUUCCAAGUGUCUGAGACACACGACGGUGUGUUCACAGAGGAGAUAAAAACGUCUUUAAAAAGAUCAAUGCCUGGGCGGUGUGAACAACAACGUUGACUGCGAUGGAAGUACAGGACAUUUUGUUAAAACUAUAUGAAAAACAUCAACUUGUGUUAGUCUCAGGGAAUCACUCACACAGUAUCACAAAGUGAUACAUGAAACUGAAGAUGAAUUGUGUCCUCACACCCUGCUUUUCUCUCCUCUUUCACACCCUUUCAUACCUAAACCAACAUUUUUGCCAAACCAGCUGUCAGCCCGUUGUGAGUGACAGCCUGUUUACCGAAAAAGCUGCAGAGAAUGUUACAUUAUUACGUUCCAGUGGAGGAUACUUGACAAGCAUUUUUAUUUUUAAAGUUUCUUCGAGAGACGUAGCCCAAGUGGACUAAAAGUGUUAAUGAAAAGCUUUUUUUUAUUUCUCUCCCCAUUGAUGCACCGAGUCACGCACCAAAUAUCAAUCUGUAGAGCUUAAUAUGUUGUCAAGAUGUGAACUGAUCUACAUUGUGUGGGAUUUUUUUUUAUAUGUAAUGUUUUAAUUUUUAUUUAGCGAAUUUUACCCUGUGGUUUUAGUGACAUUACUGUGAAUUGUGUUCCUUCUGGGGAGGUGUGUUACUGAAGUCUUGAUAUGGUGUUUCUGCUGCGGAUCCCUUUUCACCUUCGCCCCCUCCUCCUCUUCCUCUUCCUCUUCUUCCUCCCCCACUUACUGCAAUAUUGGAAGUACAGCUCAGUAUACAGAGUUUAGGACAGAAUUAAGGACCACGUUUAGCUUCAGAGUUGACACCAUUUACAUUUGCAAACACUUAGGAUCAAAAUAAUCACCCGUAGAGAUUCCACAGCACUCAACUACAAUAAUUUGGUGUUUGUUAAUUUGAAGGAGUUCUUGGUGCUAUAAAUAAGGAGAUAGCAGGGCGUGGCUGCAGAUGGAGCAGCGUAAGUAGCCUCCCCUUUGUUAUCAGCACCAAAGCAGGUGCUGAGCAAAACGGUGUUUCCAACCAUGUGAGAAGAGGUCGUGUAGUAUUUUAGAGCCAUUUUUGCCAUUUGAGAAAGAAGCAACCACAGUAUUUUAAAUAUUGCCAAAUUAUUUCUGCAUUUAAGCAAGUGGAAAUAAGACUGUAUAUAAAGAUUAGGAACCAGUGCUAUAAGGGCAAAAAAAAAAAAAUAAAAAAAUGACAGCACAGUUUUUGUAGGAACAGCAGGAUGAACUUUUUUAGCUCACAUUUUUAUCAGCUGGAAAACUUUCACCAAAUUUGUCCUUUUGUGAAAUUAAAAUUUUAUUUAUUUUCUUCUCCUCAUGUAGAUAUUUUAUGUGUUUCCAUAUGCAUAUGGUGGAGUUGUGCUCUGUAAAAGCACUUUUCUUUUAAUGGUCUGUUCAACUUUUUAACCACCUUCAUAGGUUAUCAAUCAACUGACGACUUAACGUCCUCCAUUAGAGUUACUUAAUUAAAUUAAAUUAAAUUUAACAUAUCGUGAUUCCCAUCAGCUUAAAUUUUGAUUUUAGAAAAAUUUAAGUUAUGCACAACUGUGCUUCCAAAUGUCAUUUUUGUAGCUUCUCGAGAAUGAUUUGAUCGAAAACAUACAAGAUACUGAUUUUUUUUUUUUUUUGACACUCACUGCCAAUAUUCAAACACCAUUUCUUCCUAUUGCUCCUACAAAAAAAUGAGGGGGAAAAAAAGAGAGAAACAUCAAGUUGACAUUGCCAGUUGCAAUUCCAAUUCCUAUCUUGGUUGUAUCAGAGAUGGUGCAUGUAAAUAAAGCUUAAAGAACCACUGAAAAUCUGGAGCCCUUUGAUAUUCCUUUUUCUUAUUUCUGUCUCUAGAGGAAUUGCACAGCUGCAGACUUGACUCUGCAGUCACCGUGGAGGUGAUUUCCUAUUGGAUAAUCACAUCAUGAGCUAAGAACCA